CGAAUUAGCAUAAACGCCAGAGCAGAGAGGGCUUUCUUCCGGAGUCAUCAGCUCGAGCUUCUGCGCCACGAUAAUGGCUGGAAAAGAAUCAGAGUACGACGGUGCUUUGGACUCGGACCUAGUCUCCGAUCAGUCUCUCAAACUCCAAGAUCAGUCAACGCACCUCAGCACCACCGCCAACGCCGCCGCUGGCGGUCUUGAAAUCACCUGCUUUAGCGAGCUAGUCGAUGACGCUACCUUCCACUUCCAAAUCAUUCGUUUCCCUAAACAGAUAUAUGCAUGGAUCGGUUGCAACUCUACGAAAUUCGGUGACUUGUACGCAGCUGCAUCGACACGACCUAGCAACACGGUCGGUGUGACUUCCAUUCUUGGAGGUUCUUCAGGUAACACCGGUUCUGGAAUCGCUAGGCGAUUAGUGUUAAAAACUGGUCUUAACAUAAUUCUUGCUUGCAGUAUCCCAAAGAAUAGCCCCAUGCUUGAGGUUUGAUUUGUUCCUCUAUCAUUCUUUCUCUGUCUCUUAUCAUAAGUCAUAGUAAUGCAUUGAAGUUUCUUUUUGGUAGAAUCUUGUCAUUUUUUUUUCUUGGUUAUGUUUUCACCUCGUUUUGGUAUUGGAGAGAUUGUUUGUUUGAGUAUUCUCACAUUCCCUUUACAUUU
This is a messenger RNA of Rubroshorea leprosula, 654 nucleotides long. NCBI's taxonomy places the organism in Eukaryota, Viridiplantae, Streptophyta, Magnoliopsida, Malvales, Dipterocarpaceae. The record is from the annotation of a GenBank genome assembly.